Molecule: messenger RNA, 1338 nt
Organism: Kickxella alabastrina
Lineage: Eukaryota; Fungi; Kickxellomycota; Kickxellomycetes; Kickxellales; Kickxellaceae
Exons: 1
Coding region: 80-1243 (387 amino acids)
Biological process (GO): proteasome-mediated ubiquitin-dependent protein catabolic process
Cellular component (GO): proteasome regulatory particle
Source: RefSeq, a predicted model, not a curated record
UUUCGCACUUACUUUUUAUUCACUGCAAAUCUGCGUAUUAAAGCUCAAACUUGUUAAAUUCGCCCACCCAUUAAAGCACAUGUCUGACGGCGCAAUCUUUGCCAAAAAGCCCGAGCUGGCCCUGGCCCAGCACAAAUUCGCAAUUAUCAAUGGCACGCCCGAGCAGAGCAAAGAGGCCAUGAAGAAGCUCGUCGAGGGCAUUAAGGAGGACAAGAUGAUUGCAUUCUACACCAGGCUCGUUGCCGAGGGCGUGCUUCAGGAGGACAAGGCCAUGGAAAAGGAGCUCGAGGAGGCCAGUGCUGUGGAGCUCGCUACUUUGGACAAGAAGCUUGAGGCGGCAAAGGAGGAAAGCGGCGAUUUGGAGCAGAACGAAUGCAGCAUCCACCGCGCGAUUUUUCUGGCGCAGACCGGUGAGGAUGACAAGGCCCACACCGCGUACGAGGAGAUUAUCCAAAGGCCCACUACAACGCUCAACCAGAAGCUAGACAUUGUUUUCAGCAAGCUCAGGCUGGGCAUGUUCUACUACCGGCCGCAGAUCAUCCAGAAGGAAAUUGACCGGGCGCACGAGCUCGUGAACAAGGGCGGCGACUGGGAUCGCAGGAACCGCCUGAAGGCCAUCGAGUGCGUGUGGCGCUGCAGCCAGAGGCAGUUCAAGGAAGCCAGCGACCUGUUUAUUGAGUGCCUGAGUACAUACGCCAGCCCUGAGCUUAUGUCACUUGCUGACUUUGUCUGCCACGGCGCGCUUGCCUGCGCGGUGGUCAUGCCCCGGUCCGAAAUCAAGAAUAAGGUUAUUGACGCCCCCGAGGUUGUCGAGGUCAUCAACUACAUACCGAGCGUCGACAAGCUAUUGCGGUCAUUGUACGACUGUAAGUACGCCGACUACUUUGUGGCACUGGCGGGUGUCGAGACCGAGCACCUGAGCGUGUCGCGCUACCUGUUUGCGCACCGCAGAUUCUAUACACGAGAGAUGCGCAUCCGCGGCUACGCGCAGCUGCUCGAGUCGUAUUUGUCUCUGACUAUAAAGUCAAUGGCCGAUUCGUUUGGCGUCACGCAGGACUAUAUCGACAAGGAGCUGGCGCGCUUUGUCGCAUCUGGACGCUUGCACUGCGUUAUUGACAAGGUCGGCGGCAUAGUUGAGACCAACCGCCCCGAUACAAAGAACGCACAGUACCAGACAACCAUCAAGCAGGGAGACUUGCUCCUCAACCGCAUCCAGAAGCUCUCGGGAAUAAUUUCGAUCUAAUGUGCACUGACAGCGUGUAGAUUUUGUCGUCUGUUUACUUUAUAUAAGUGGAAUUUUGCCUAUUGUUGUUUCCGCAAAAAAUGGAUUAUUCGUAU